Messenger RNA from Paramuricea clavata, 2909 nucleotides. Lineage: Eukaryota; Metazoa; Cnidaria; Anthozoa; Malacalcyonacea; Plexauridae. The record is from the annotation of a GenBank genome assembly.
AUGGCUGAUCAACAAACAAACACUGGUCAGUCAAACUUCACACAAGUUGUUAGCUUGUUGAGACAAGCGGAAUCUUUGCUUUCAAGUGUAUCUAAUAGUGAUAACACAGUAGCUAAUAAUACAAAUGCAUCAUUAAGGCCACCUAACAGUUCAACCGUGACAGAGAAUUCGAAUGUGGAUAGUGUGCCAUCAGUCGCGACAACGUCGACAAGUUCUGAUAGAUCCUUGGCGAACUUUCGCUCGCUUUUUUCCAGUUACAAUCGUGGGUCAUUUCGGCAAAAUUCAUCUCGUGCGUCUUCGGCUCCACCGCCAAAACGAAAACGAACACUUUCUCAGUUUGUACCCAAAGAUACGUGGACCCAUGAAUUCUUUUGUUUGGCUGAUCGCCAUCAAAACUAUCAACCAACUCGAGGACGAAAAUGUGACCUUCAGCUUGCUGGGUUAGGAAGAAAAAAAAGUUUUUAAAAAAGAUGGUAGUGCAUCUGCUUUUGUGGCCAAACUCGAAGAAUAUUUUCCGAAGCUUCAGAAUUGUGGUGGCUUCGAAAUCCUUCGCAGCGGAGCUAGCAAUAAAGAUUUGGUUGUAAUACAUCCACCGCCAUCUGGUUACUCUGUGCCCUUUUUGAGAGAGGCAUCCGGAUUAGGCCAAGCACUGGCAUACAUCAGACCAAUUCAGUCCUCUCUUAAUAUGGAUCAAGUACAACCAAACUCGAGUCAGGUACUCUUAGCAUAAUUUUAUCAUUACAAUUGUUGUUAUCUCAAAUUGUUUACCACAUUGAAUAUUGAUGCCCAACACAGGGUGUUCAAAGUACUGAGUUGCACUGCACCUAGAUGCGCCCUCCUUUGUCACUCUACCUAACAUUGGACAAUCUUACUUGUCAGGGAGAGAGAACUUGGGAACUGAAACCAAUUCCCCUUCCCUGCCCCCCCCCCCUACUUUUUGCCUCAUCACAACAAUUUGUGGGUGUUGAACCCAUUAAAGUGCAAGACUCUCCUCCUGACAGAAAAUUGUCUGGCAUUAGACAGAGCAAGGAAACAAAUAAAGUAGGGUGCAUUUGAUUAAUGGGUUAUAAGACAAAUAAAGGUAAAUGUACUCCACACACCCCUCCCUUGGUGUUAAUUAGACACAUUGUAGUAGACAGAGUAACAUAAUUGAAGUAGGACAAAUUGCCUGUUGGCUUUUUAAGUCCCAGUGUCUAAUAUACUGUAUAAAAAAAUAAAUAGAAAUGAUCUAUAAAAAGGAAAAACAAUGUUGAAUAGCAAGUACCAAAAUAUAGAUGUUUACUAGUAAGAACAAAUGGGGAUUGUAUUAUUAAUAGCCGUUGUAUUUUGAGUAAAUUGCAAUAAUUUAGUCAAAAAUAUAAAUUGUAUUUGAAGGACAUGUUAUCCAACUCAGUGCAAUGCCCCCAGGUCAAGUGCAGACAUUGUCACCAAGAGUUGCCUAUGACAGAAGUUCGCCAACACCAGCAACUGUGUCCAGAAAUUUCAAGCAGUUAUUCACUUGAUGGGUUAGUAUUAUUAAGUUAUAAAAUAGAUGGAGACUGAUCAAGGAGACUGAAGUUUGAAUAUACUGUCGGUGUCUUAUGGCCCACAAAUAGCUAUAUAUAAAUACUGUGGAUACACCAAUAAUACUUGUAUAAUCCAUUUUUCAAUUUUGUUAACUCCUGCUUAAUUUAAACAUGUUUGUUUUCACACAGUUUUUUAAACAUGGAUGAGGACGAGGACGAUGAUUUGGAUGAUUUGGUAAGGAACAGUACUGUAUUUUAUUGGACAGAAGUCAAAGUCAUUUAUAUUAAUAGCUACAGUAUUAUAGGAGGAGACUAUUUCUGAGGUGUAAAAAGCAUUUGACUGAUUACAUUUUGCAUUCCCUUGGUCUCAAUUUACAUUCCCUUGGUCUCAAUUUACACAUGUAAAAAUCUCACAUCUUGUAACAAGUCUGCAAACAAGCCGUCAACAAGAUGUAUUCGCACUGCUUGUCACAAGUUGUCAACAGAUUUGGAACAACUUGUUGACAACUUGUAACAACUUUGUUGAAAUUAUCAGACUUGUUGCAAGGUUGUUCUGACAAGUAUGUUGCAUGCUUGGUAAUUGGUAUAACAAGAUUGUUACAACCUUGUGUUGACAACCUUGUAACAUCCUUGUUAUAUCAUGGUUGUAACAAACUUAAUGUUAGCGCAGUAUUGUAACAAUGCUGAUAAUGCCAUCAAGCUUGUUACAAGUUGUUAACAGCUUGUUCCAAACUUGUUACAACAAACUGGGAAUAAGCAGUGUGAACACAACUUGUUGACAGCUUGUGAACAGACUUGUAACAACUUGUUUGCAGACUUGUUACAAGCUGUGCGUUUUUACGUGUGUACAUGAAUGUCGACAUGUCAACUGUAAAUGCACAUGACCUAAAUACUGAGACAAUGAAACUAUCUACCUGUUUGGUUACCCAUGGUUUCUUUUUGUUAAUUAAAAUCUGUUCACGAUAACCCUCAAUUUGUUCAAAAGCUGUUCACUGUGUAUUGCAGUGUGUGUACCCUGUUGCCGUAUUUCUUCUGAGUUUACAUAUAAGUGCAUCAUUUUUUAAAUAAUUUUAUCUCUAACUAGCCUACAACAGGUAGUGAUGAGGUUGUGAUAGUUGAGGAAGUUGUGGCAGAUGAAGUAGUAAGUUCCAAAAUCCAGAAACUUCCAAUUUAUCAACAUCUAUGGUUGAUCAGCUGCGACCAAUAUUCCCGCAAUUAUCAAACGAUGAAUUAAGAGAGGCAUCAGAACGUUAUUUAUCUGUUGAUGAUGCCAUUGAUGGUCUACUUGAAAAAAUCCCAGGGGGAAAUGGCAAGUAUUUCUCGUUUAUAAUAAGCAAUAUUACAUCCAAGAAAACAGGCACUUCUAUAAAUGAAAAAUUAAUAUUCAAUAAAUGGAAAUUGUAA